Messenger RNA from Marchantia polymorpha subsp. ruderalis, 949 nucleotides. Lineage: Eukaryota; Viridiplantae; Streptophyta; Marchantiopsida; Marchantiales; Marchantiaceae. The record is from the annotation of a GenBank genome assembly.
GCUUGUUAAGCAUCGUGGACAAACUACACAGUGAGCAGAAGAACGCUCACCUUCCUUCGAGUGAGAAGAAGUUCUAUGUUCUCGUAGGCUGAAGUCUAAAUCUAGGGUUUUAAGGAACCGCAUGGAACAGAGCGAUUGGGAGUACGCUGUGCGAGAGUUUUGAUCGGAUCACGACGAGAUCUGACAACAGGAAUUUCAUGUGCAGGGCAGUUGUGGGACUUGGUAAUCAUGGCAAUGGCUGGGUUGCAACGGCAGGUGUCAACUAUCGUGCAUAGGAUUUUGUCUCCGUUGUCAUCUAGAGCUCAUCACAGUCUCUCUAAAAUUCCUCAGCACCAUUCGUGUAUGGAGAUUUCGGCUCCUAGAAUUGUGUCGCAACCCGAAACUGCGUUGGAAGUACCCCGGGUGGAUAAUUUUGGUGACUGCAAUGCAAUAAUUCGAAAUCCGUUCUUGGAUUUAUUAGCUGUCCCUAAACGGAAGGUUACUCCAUCACGGAAAGGAAAAAGAAACGGACCGAAGGCAUACAAACCCAUUACAGUAAUUGCUAAAUGCAAGGUUUGCGGCCGUGUCAAACUUCCUCAUUUAUAUUGCUGCAGUGGAGAAAUCAAGUCAUAGGAUAGUAAGGACGUGAGGCAUACGUGUGCAAUUUUGAUUUGUAAAGUUUUCAGAGGUAAAGUCCUGAUGGGUAAGACUGCUGAAGAAAAGGUAGCAGGCGAUAAGCACUUGCGUGACCGACUUCUCACGAGAAGCUACUUACAGUUGUGUAAUUCUCAGUUGUUUACGAUAAUGUUUUAUCUUCAGUGGAUUCCCUUUCCGAGGUUCGGCUAAUAAUUGAAUUUGAAUUCUCCCAAGUCAUCUUACAUAUGCAGCAAUGUAGUUACAGUGAAUUGCAGUUGUCAAAUGGCUCAUCAAUCAGUUGAUCCGGUUGCUUUACUUACACUUCAUUAUAUUC